UCGCCACGGAGGCCAUGUUCUGGGCAAAGCCCAUUUCGCCUGCAAGCCUAUCGACCAUGCUCGACAACAGCCUCACCCUGGGCCUCUUUUUGGUGUCGAAUGGCGUCCAAACGCCCAUGGGCAUGGCGCGCAUGAUUACAGACUACGUGACGCUCGCGCACCUAACCGAUGUCUACGUUGCGGCUGAACACCAAGGCCAAGGGGUGGGCAAGUGGCUCAUUGCGUGCUGUCGCGAGAUCUGCAUCGACAUGGAGAACCUCCGGUUCAUGGUGCUGUUGACGGCCAGCGAGCAGGCACAGGCCUUGUAUCGGAGAGAACUGGGCAUGGCGAAGCUGAAUGGCGUCGAGGUGGAGGGGCUGACGAGCAUGGGGGCGCGCCGGGGGCAGCUCUGUCAGGCAGCGGGCUUGCCGUGAUGUUGAUGCACGACAUAGCCGCCAACGGCAUGGACAUGGACAUGGACAAGGCCGCGUGCAUAUGGAUGGACAGAUGGUGGAUGGAUGGUGGAUGGAUGGUGGAUGGAUGUGUGUAUGUACCAAGGGCCCCACACUUGUCCGUAGUCGACUGUGG
Exserohilum turcica Et28A is the source of this 567-nucleotide messenger RNA. RefSeq lists its product as uncharacterized. The coding region runs from base 15 to 413 and encodes 132 amino acids. NCBI's taxonomy places the organism in Eukaryota, Fungi, Ascomycota, Dothideomycetes, Pleosporales, Pleosporaceae. The record is from RefSeq and is a predicted model, not a curated record. Gene Ontology annotation, molecular function: acyltransferase activity, transferring groups other than amino-acyl groups. The transcript has a single exon.